Molecule: messenger RNA, 728 nt
Organism: Diabrotica virgifera virgifera (western corn rootworm)
Lineage: Eukaryota; Metazoa; Arthropoda; Insecta; Coleoptera; Chrysomelidae
Product: endocuticle structural glycoprotein SgAbd-2-like
Exons: 3
Coding region: 122-574 (150 amino acids)
Cellular component (GO): chitin-based extracellular matrix
Molecular function (GO): structural constituent of chitin-based larval cuticle
Source: RefSeq, a predicted model, not a curated record
CCGGUAAUAGAUACUUUCAUUGUACUAAUUUAUACAAAAGUACUCCAUGGUACUUGCGAAGAACAUAUAAAUAUGGGUGUAUAAAAUGUCAAAGUCAGUAAGUCUAAGUGAUUGAAGCAAGAUGAGGACUGCCGUAAUAAUAUUAAUAAUAUUUGUAUCCUCUGCAUUAGCUGCCCAAGGACCACUUCGGGAAAAAGAUAUUAUUCCAAUAAUAAGUCAGGACAGGCAAUUUAAUUUUGAUGGAACGUUUCGCUCAUCAUAUAAAACCGGGAAUGGUAUAACUGUAGAAGAGGAAGGUUUCUUAAAAAAUGCUGGAAACAAAGACACUGAGUCAGAGCAAGUACAGGGCGCAUUUCAAUACACAGCACCAGAUGGCUCUCCAAUCCAGGUAACCUACAUAGCAGACGAAAAUGGUUUCCGAGCUACAGGACCUCAUCUUCCAGUACCUCCAGUUGACGAUAAAACACCACCACCCAUUCCAUUGGCCAUCUUAAAAUCACUUGAAUAUAAUGCGGCACAUCCAGAAGAAAAUGAUGAUGGAGAAGGAAAGAUUAGACCACCAAGACGAUUCUAGUUUUUGUAUUUAAAGAAAAAAUGAUGAUGGACAAGGAAAGAAUCUUCAUUGACGAAGAUUCUAGUUGUUGUAUUUAAACGAUUUUUAUGCAAUUUUCUGCAUAAAUUAAUAAAUGAUAUUUAAAUGUUUUUAAAUAAAUAUUUCUUAACAAGAA